Messenger RNA from Exophiala oligosperma, 2798 nucleotides. RefSeq lists its product as uncharacterized. Lineage: Eukaryota; Fungi; Ascomycota; Eurotiomycetes; Chaetothyriales; Herpotrichiellaceae. Gene Ontology annotation, molecular function: protein serine/threonine kinase activity; ATP binding. Bases 70 to 1218 code for a protein of 382 amino acids. Gene Ontology annotation, biological process: maturation of SSU-rRNA; protein phosphorylation. Gene Ontology annotation, cellular component: cytosol; nucleus; preribosome, small subunit precursor. The transcript has a single exon. The record is from RefSeq and is a predicted model, not a curated record.
GUGAAAUCUUGCGCUGUGAUGCCCUCGAGAGAUCCCUGACAGCAUCCACUCAUUGUUAUCUUGGACAAGAUGAAGCUCGAUACAAAAUCUCUCCGAUAUCUCAACCCUACCGAUUGGCGCACCCUCACUGCCGUUGAAACUGGCAGCCGCAACCACGAAGUAGUUCCCACGCCUCUCAUCGCGAACCUGUCCAAGUCCAGUGUUGGCGAUGUUCAACGAAGUAUCUCACUCUUAGCGAAGGCCAAUCUGAUAGCAAAAGUCAAGAAUGCAAAAUAUGACGGCUAUAGACUCACGUAUGGAGGCCUAGACUAUCUCGCGCUACAUUCCCUGCAAAAAAGCAAUGCUGCCUACAGCGUAGGAAACCAAAUUGGGGUUGGGAAAGAGAGUGACAUCUUUGUGGUUAGUGAUGAAAAAGGUGAACAGAGAGUGCUUAAGAUACACCGCCUUGGUCGGGUCAGUUUCAAAAAGGGUGUUCGGAACAAGCGAGAUUAUGCCCGGACAAAGGCGCAAAAAGAAAGAGGUGCAGGCAGUUGGAUGUAUAUGUCACGACUUGCCGCAGUCAAGGAAUUUUCCUUUCUCAAGGCGCUACACGAAGUUGGCCUCAGUGUACCGACACCACUAGGUCAAAAUCGACAUCAGCUGAUCAUGUCACUCAUUGAUGGAUUCCCAUUACGGCAGAUCGAAAAGGUUCCCAACCCCGCUGGCCUGUAUGCGGAACUGAUGGACAUGUUGAUCCGACUAUGCUCCUUGGGUCUCAUACAUGGUGACUUCAAUGAGUUCAACAUCUUGAUCAGAGAGCAGGACGAGGAGAACGGAGAGAUCAAGUUGGUCCCCGUCCUGAUCGACUUCCCCCAAAUGGUGAGCGUAGAUCACCCAAAUUCCGAAUUCUAUUUCAACAGAGACGUUGAAUGUGUCAAGCGAUUUUUUUCAAGGAGGUUUGGAUUUGUUAGUACUGAAGACGGUCCAUUUUUCAAGGAUGCCAAGAAACUCCUCGGGCAGGACGGAAACAGAAGACUCGAUGUCGAGGUCGAGGCCUCGGGCUUUUCCAAGAAAAUGGCGAAAGAGCUGGAGACGUACAUGAGAGAUCAUGGUAUUGAUGGUGAUGCGAAAAACUCAGAAGCAAUACACGAGGCCGACGAAUCCGAAGCCAGUGCUAGCGACGACGACGAUGGAAACGAAAACGAGGAUCACCACGGAGGCGCUUCCGACAUGGGUUGAACAAGAAAAUACCACAAGCGAACGUCCUAUGGCAUUCUUGUCAACGAUAAUAAUCAUCGUGUGAUGCAUUAUACUCGUACCGCCGCAGCUUUUGAAAAUGAUCUACAGUCCUCGUCUAUGCGAUUAGAGUCCGCACCGCCCACGCCCAAUCAACACUUGUUUGAGAAUAGUGGGAGCGCGGGAUUUUCUGUCGACGUUCUUCACAGGAUCGGCUGUGUGCAGCAAGCAAGCCAGUCCAAAAGCGAGGUUGGAUCUGGAACCACUGCGAACCCCGCCUGAUUUCGAGCAAUUUGGGUCGGCAAGGAUCGAUGGGACACAUUCAUUUUCGUGAUGAGGCGCGCGACUUAUGCACGCUCGAGACUAGAGCAAGACAAGCGCUCUGAUCUAUCUCAGCGACAAACGCAUUCAAGGCCUUUGCAAUUUGAGAGGGUUGUUUAGCUUAAGUUCGACACCAUGUGAAAUAUCACAACGGCUCGGAGAAUUAUCCACGUGCAAAGGCGGGCGCACAGGAUGUCCCAGGGUCACAGAGUCACAGAACUGCAGGAUCUGUGGACGGACUGGCGAAUCGAACCUUGGUUGCACCCUGAAUGCAGUCUGAUCCCACUACUACCCCGUACAAACUUCGACAUGGUCGAGAUAACGGGAACACUCCUUGUCAGAGAACGGGUGAUGAGACUGACGGUUCAAAAGGUAGAUUCUCGUCCCACUAGGGUCUGGAGUACUGAUGGUCGCAUCGAGAUCAAUCCAAUGGUUCUUGAAAGCUGCCUGUGCUGAUCGGUCCAUCUCGUCAAAUCGUCAAUGUCUCAAACAUCGAGCUGCGGCGGGAAACGGCAGCAUAUUACGGAGUAAUAAGCAUCAAAGUGAUGCUUGGUGUACAGUAGGGACGGAUAGCCAGGGUAACGACCUGUCCAGCUGAACCCUGUCGCUGUACCUAUUGUACCCUGACAUGAAUGGCUCCGUUUGCCUGCAUCCGGUAUAGAAGCGGGGAAAAGCAGAAGCAUGCCAAACAGCGGACCAAGGCCAUGCCUUGAAUCGGAUGAAUUUUUCUCUGAGCGACAUGCCGGCUCUAAGGAUCCGUACAUUUUGUCGCUGCAAGAAGUGACAAGGCAUGCAGGAUGUUGUCAAGCGAGGAUGACAACAGGGAUGCGGUGGAAAGUCCACUGGGUUAGCCUUGUAAACCCCUGACAUGACAGCAGCUUGAAACACAGGACCCUGGCCUGUGGCUGGGUAGACGCCUCCAGGCGAUAUAUACAGAUGGGGGAUAGCAGCGACGACGGGCCUGGUGGAUAGAGGGCCGAAGCGUGCUGACAGCCAACAGUGGGCGCGGGCACACACCUAUGGAGGCCUUUAGGCUUGCCGGGUUCCUGGGUUCCUGCAAUGGUUCGGAGCUAAGAAUGACCGCUAGAGCAGCCGCUAAGGGCUCACUAGACGCACCAACAGCAUUUCCCGCAAGCCCGGAAAUUAAUUCUGCCAAUGGCCUAAAGAUCUGCUUGUAGGGUCAAAAGUAGUCGUAGGCUUUGAUUUAGUCUGUCCAGCACUUUUAGCUAGCUAUUCCUCAUGCGGCGCCCACAAUGCGAGGC